Messenger RNA from Phasianus colchicus (ring-necked pheasant), 1593 nucleotides. RefSeq names its product WASP actin nucleation promoting factor (gene WAS). The record is from RefSeq and is a predicted model, not a curated record. Lineage: Eukaryota; Metazoa; Chordata; Aves; Galliformes; Phasianidae. Gene Ontology annotation, biological process: regulation of Rho protein signal transduction; actin filament organization. Gene Ontology annotation, molecular function: small GTPase binding; actin binding.
CUCCCAGGCCGGAGGUGACGUCCCUGCGGCCGCGGGGCUCAGGGUGCUUCCGGGUGGAAGAGGCCCCAGCGAAGGCCCCGGGGGUGGAGAGGGUGCUGGGGGGGUUCCGGGCGUUGGGGGGGUGCCACAAUGAGCCGGGGGGGGCGGGGGGCUGCCCCAGCAGCUGAGAAUGUUGGCUCGGUGCUGCUGCAGCAGCAGGAAAACCUGCAACUGUUCGAGCUGCUGGGCCGGAAAUGUGUGACCCUGGCGACGGCCGUGGUGCAGCUGGUGCUGGCAGAGCCGGGGGGGGGCGCGGGGGGGUCCUGGGCCAAGCGGUGCUGCGGCGUCGCCUGCCUGGUGAGGGACAGCAGCCGGCGCUCCUACUUCAUCCGCCUGUACGGGCUGAGGGCCGGCCGCCUGCUGUGGGAGCAGGAGCUGCAGGCGCAGAUGGGGUACGGAGCUGCAAUGCCUUUCUUCCACACCUUGAGCUGCGAGGAGGGCCAGGCGGGACUGAACUUCGCGGAUGAGGCUGAGGCGGCCGCCUUUGAGGAGCGGGUGCAGGAGAGGCUGCGGCGGCGGCAGCAGCGAGCAGAGACCCGGCAGCUCCCACCCCCGCCGCCUCCUGGCGAUGAGCGUCGUGGGAGCCUUCCCCGGCCCCCCCCGGCCCCUAUGGACAGCAGUGCUCCAUCGUUGCCAGCUGUGCCCAUCGCCAACCCUGACAUCACAGCUUCCCGCUACCGAGGGCUGCCUGGCCCCACAGCAGGAAGCCCCACAGCGGGCAGCGAGCGCAAGAAGGGCCGCAAGAAAAUCUCCAAGGCCGACAUCGGAGCCCCGUCUGGCUUCAAGCACGUCGGCCACAUCGGCUGGGAUCCCGCCAACGGCUUUGAUACAGCAGCGCUGGACCCCGACCUGCGGGCUCUGUUCGCACGGGCUGGCAUCAGCGAGGCGCAGCUGGCAGACGCUGAGACCUCACGCCUCAUCUAUGACUUCAUCGAGGGGCAGGGGGGGCUGCAGGCCGUCAAGGAGGAGAUGCGGCGCCAGGGCCCACAAGGCAGAGGGGGCACCCCACCUCCUCCCCCUCCUCCCUCCGGACCCCCACGGGCUCGCGGCGGGCCGCUGCCUCCCCCCCCACCGUCCGGGGGUCCUCCGCCCCCUCCACGUGGGGGGCCCGGCCCGGCUUCCGGCCCUCGGCCCGCGGCUCCGCCCCCUCCUCGAGGCCCCGCCCCCCCGUGCGCCGCCGCCUCCGUGGCUCCGCCCCCUCCGCCCCCACCUCUGCCCCCCCCCAGCGGGAGCCCCUCCAUGGUGGGCGGCCCUCCCGCGCGGGGGGCGCUCCUGGAUCAGAUCCGGCAGGGCGUGACGCUGAACAAGACCCCCGAAGCCCCCGAGGGCGGCGCCGGGGGCGGGGCGGCGGGAGGGCUGGUGGGCGCGCUGAUGGACGUGAUGCAGAAGCGGAGCCGCGUCAUUCACUCCUCAGACGAAGGCGAGGACGGCGACGAGGACGACGAGGACGAAUGGGACGAAUGACGGCUCCGCAGCGCCCCCUGGCGGCCGCAGCGCUUCGCGCCCCCCGCCCGACCCCCAAUUCGAAAUAAACGGCGGCGGAUGAGCGAUUAA